GCGGUGCGUGACUCAUCUCUCGUUCAUUGAGCGGUGGUCCAUUCAGCCGCGCUCGCGCUCAUUACCGCUCCGCCGGCCGGCCCUCACGCACACAGCGCGCCGCUCGCGGACUCUCCACACCGACGCACUGCCUACGACAUGUUGGCUCCCAUCUCUAGAUACAACAUGGAGAACUUAUCGAAAUCGCAUAUUUGGCUGGCGGCUGCAGCCCUCCUGGCGACUUGCGGAGUGUGCGCCGGCGCCGGUGUCGGGAACAGGAAGCCCUUCACCCCGACCGACUCCAUCCUGGACAUCAUCGACACCGAGCAAGUGCAGAGGUUUCUCGCGGAGAGACAGCGAGCUGAACAGGCCACUGCUUCAUCAUCGACGUCUUUUGUGCAGAGAAAUGAACUCGGGGAUGGCAGUUCUGAAACGGGUAUGGUGGUCUCCUUACCGGAGCAAGAAGACACCACAGAAUUACCCCCAGGAGUCGAAUUCAGAAAAAUAUUGAAAUCUUCGAAAAAUGCUUUGGUCGUAACUAAGAAGGAUUAUCUCAAGGAGGAUUGGUGUAAAACGGAGCCUUUGGUUCAGAAAAUCCGAGAACCGGGCUGUCUGCCCACAACAGUGAUAAACAAAUUCUGCUACGGACAGUGCAACUCGUUUUACAUACCGAAGGGCCCGCGGCGACGCGACAACAACGCCGACCGGCCGCAGCCCGCCUUCAAGUCUUGUUCGUUUUGUAGGCCUAAGAAGUUCACCUGGGUGACAGUGACUCUGCGUUGUCCCGGCCAGAACCCGCCGUUCCGGCGCAAGCGGAUACAGAAGGUGAAACAGUGCAAGUGUUUACCGGUCGGAGUGAAUUGACGUUGGCAGUGUGACGGAGCCUGCAGCUAGAGAGGCGGCGCGACCGCCGAGGCUUGCCCGCACUGCUCCCGGGCCGUCCCGCUCCAGGUGACGCUCGGGUCUCAGCCGGCAGCCUGAUAUGCAACCUCGAUACGUUGAUUGCUUUCGAUCACGCUCCAGUGUAUAGACUGUAUGAACUGGUCAAAUAAAUUGAGACGCCGUGCUCUCAUACGUCAAUGCGGAUGACGUAAUGUGAUGCAUAGAUUAGAUGCCUAUUUAGAGUUACAUUGUAAUAGAGCGGCUUCGACUGCAAGUCGUCGAGCAAAAGCUUUAAUUGUUCGUAGCGAAACUAAUUAGCUAGUGUGUUAGAAUAGCGGUGGCCUUCCAAUCGAUUAAGGAUUUGUUUUGGUACAAAACCUGUGAAUGUCCGUUUAUCGAAAAGUGAUUAUUCUGCGAGUUUAAGUUGUGUUCUUGAUGUCAGCAGAAUAAUGUGUGAUACUAGUUUAUAGUUUGACAGUUAAUUGUGUUUCUUUGCGCGUACCGGUGAGUCACGAAAUUGAAACGAGAUUUAGAAGUAGCGACUUAAUUCACGUCACGUCUACGUGUGUUAUUUAUUUAUUUUGUAUCAUAAUAAAGAUAUUGUAGCUAAAACAGAAUACGCUUAUAACUAAGUUGGUAAUUUAAUGUUGAUCGUAGUUUCAUCUUGUUAUCUCGCAAUAAAUAUGAGUAGGUAGUGGUAUACGAUAUGUAUUUAAAUAUAUUUCAAUGCAGUAUAAAGUAACGUUAGGUUUUAUGAUAAUUCGAAACAAAAUUAUGAUCUCUGUUUGCUCUCAAGAAGUUUGCAUUUGUUUAUAUGUGUAUCUGUUAACAUAAUAUACCCAUUUACAUGAUCUGACAUAGGGGUCUGUGCCCACGUAUGCAGCCAUAAGUAUGUACUUACUAUCCUAGAUGUUGUAAUAUUUCGUAGAGGUCUAAAUUAGCCGAGUGCUUAUACAUAAUAUACAGUUGUCACGUACUUACCUUAGAUAUUUAGAGUCGUUGAGAUCGCAGACGGAAGCUAAAACACUGUUAAAUGUAGUAUUGUAUAGACCGAAGUAGACAUUGUGGUAGGUUGUAGAAAUUCUUGCCAUUGUAUUUUACUCGAUAUGUUUUGUACGGAAAUGUAUUAGAGCAUUGCAUGUUCUUACAUGAAUUGAUAGCUAAACCAUUGAUUACCUUUGGCCGUAUAUUCAAUUAAUAUGUAAAGUUAAUGUGUUUAUUAGUAUGUUAGUGGCAUUUGUGUCAAUACGGUACUGUGAUUAGACACAAUACCGUGAAUUUACGAAUUAUUGAUAUUUGAAGACAAUAAUUAUUUUAAAUUGUGUAGUGUCCAAAUUGAUUUUCAAUUCAAUUUCUUUCUCAACUAUUAAUAAGAGACCUCUUUUUUUAUUAAAUUAAUCUAAUAACAGAAAGGAGCGGUAAAUAUUGUAUGUAACUAUUUUACAUGAUGAUUUAUACUGAGUUUCCACGUGUAAUAUUCUUGUAAAAAAUAUCAAAAUAUGUAUAAAAUAAUAUGUAUUCUCAUUCGUUUCUUAUGUCAUUCACAAUAUAAUCACGAGACUCCCAGUGUUUCCAUGUCUUGAUUAAAUAAAACCUGUUAUUCCAUUUGAUAAAGUACAUGAGUACAUGCAACUAUUGCGAGUACUUACUUCAAGCAAUUAUCGACACUAUUACAUGUAUAUAGAGUCUAUAAUUGCAAGCACAUUCGUAUUGCCACGUUGAGAUUGUUUUAUACGGCUGUAAAUUCAUAUCUAUUGACGAUGUUGACUUAUUUUUAUUAUUUAGAACAUAAUAUGAAGAUAAAGUCUGUGUUUCAAAUUGACAAAUUGUUCGUCCAUUUUUUCAGCAAUAAACAAUAGUUCGUUUUGA
Molecule: messenger RNA, 2730 nt
Organism: Helicoverpa armigera (cotton bollworm)
Lineage: Eukaryota; Metazoa; Arthropoda; Insecta; Lepidoptera; Noctuidae
Product: gremlin-2
Exons: 2
Coding region: 139-843 (234 amino acids)
Biological process (GO): animal organ morphogenesis
Molecular function (GO): receptor ligand activity; BMP binding
Source: RefSeq, a predicted model, not a curated record